AUGUUUGAAAACCACUUAUUUAUGUGCUCACUUCUCGUCUGGGCGAGCGUUAUUUUUGGUAUUCCUGUGACAAUUAUUACCCAGCCUCCACCCAAAGCAACUGUUGCUGCUCGACAGGCCAUGUAAUUAUUCUUCGAUAUCGUUGAAUUUGAACAAUACGACUAACAAAUAUCAUUAUAGAACCUCUUUCGACACGGAAAUAAUAACUGCCACAGUCGACCAUGGGAAUUAACUUGCCAAUACUGGCGAUCUCGGUACCGAUGAGCUCAUCGAACUUUCAGAUCCCCUCGUUCAAUCACUAAUAAAGUUGUUCAACGAUACUUCAAUCUGUCCCGCAGCUGUCUCACAACCUCUGCAAAGGAGAUCUUACGAAAAGGGCAUCUAUAAGCGUGUUGAGCCGUUAGUUCUUCAAGAUCUGAGACCAGAUAACUGUACCAACCCGUUUUUGCGCCGAAUCAUUGAUGGUGCGAUCCCUGGCGGAGAAUUUGAAGCAUGGAUUCCACAUGGAGAUGGGGACGGACUGAGAGAUUUGGCAGCAGGUGGAGAGGUUGACCUGCUUGUCUUGGAUGCGAAUCUUGCCCUUUCCCAAGAGAUUCGAGCCAGAUACGUAUGUAUACACCAAAAAUAUUGCCCUUGUCAUGCUCCAAAAGCGAUCUCAAGUUAGAGUUGAACGCCCUUUCUCCUUCCUUUGAGGCUUAUGCCCAGCCGAGAGGAGAUCAGCUCGAAACGGGCAUACACACAGGCCGAUGACAAUUCUUCUAGUCCUGAUAGUCCAUUCACAAUCUCACGCUAACAUCCAUUUCAAAUAGUUACGAGAAGCUAGGAGAGGGCAAGCCCUCAGCUCACUGUCAGUACUCGUUGUAUUAAUUUUCCAGCGAUUACUUCUCGAUAUAAUCAAUGAGGUCGCCCUCAAAACCGCGCAUAAAAUCGUAAUUCCAGCAGCAAACUUUGUUAGCAACGCACUUAAAACCAAAACAUGCGAAGAAGGAGAAGAUGCGGUAUGUGUCAAUCUAGAAGUCAAGAAAACAAAUCUAACACAAAAAUAAGCCAGCUUGCAUUGAUUAUGGAUGUAAUGGUGUAGACGGCAAAUGUACUGGACUCGGCAAACGUGGAUGUGUAUGUCAUGAUAUCAUGUAUGUCAUUCCUGGUUAUCCAUAUGACGAGAGCCUAUUGGACAAACAACAAAAAGUACUCGAGAUGAUCAGCCAAAGCUCCUUGAAAGACUUGGUAAAGGACAGUGCACCCAUUUGUAAUGGGAUUGCCACGCAAAAUUGGAUUCAGCGCGAUAUCGGAUCGAUGUCCAUCGAAAGCUACUGCAGCUCACAAGGUAGUAGCGUACCAGCCGGCGAAAAAAGAGAAGCAACAUAUAAUUCUGGUGUUGAUCAAUUAUUUAUAAGUACACAUUAUCUUACAGAAGCCGCUGUAUCACCAGGAUUAUGCAAACUACUACUCUACAAAGUGCUUGAUGACUGUGAUAGCGGCAACCCCGACAACCCGGGAAACUGGAAGCAUGGCGGCUCGAUUGAUUAUCAGAAAGUGGCCACUGUAUUUUUCAUUCCACAAGGGAGUCCACAGCCCUAUUGCAACCCUUAUGGAAGUCCGCCGGGCUCAGCUCCAUGGGUUGAUAUUGGUGUCGGUGUAGAUGCGGUCAAUCAAUUUUGUGGUUAUUUCAGUCUCGUUGGAAAAAAGGGAAAACGGGAAAACGGAAUGCUUUCACUUAUAACAAAGGGUCAAAUGCUGAGAUAA
Molecule: messenger RNA, 1746 nt
Organism: Hymenoscyphus albidus
Lineage: Eukaryota; Fungi; Ascomycota; Leotiomycetes; Helotiales; Helotiaceae
Source: the annotation of a GenBank genome assembly